This is a messenger RNA of Dentiscutata erythropus, 383 nucleotides long. The record is from the annotation of a GenBank genome assembly. Lineage: Eukaryota; Fungi; Glomeromycota; Glomeromycetes; Diversisporales; Gigasporaceae.
GUAUUAUGAAGGAAAAGAAUUUGAGACUAAACUUAAAGAAAAAAAACCGGGACAACUUUCAGAAGAGCUUAAAGCAGCCUUGAACAUGCCACCACUUGCCCCACCUCCAUGGCUUAUCGCAAUGCAAAGAUAUGGUCCACCACCUAGCUAUCCUAAUCUGAAAAUUCCUGGAUUAAAUGCGCCAAUUCCAGAAGGGGCUCAGUGGGGAUUUCAUCCUGGUGGUUGGGGAAAACCUCCAGUAGAUGAGAUUGUACAACCUAUUGAACGCUCUUUAUGGGGUGAAUUAGAGGCAGAGGAAGAAGCAUUGCAAGAAGGACUUGCAACACCAAGUGGAAUUUCUAGUGUUCCUAGUGGUUUGGAAACUCCUGAAUAUAUUGAAUUGC